This is a messenger RNA of Paecilomyces variotii, 1894 nucleotides long. RefSeq lists its product as hypothetical. The record is from RefSeq and is a predicted model, not a curated record. The coding region runs from base 349 to 1782 and encodes 477 amino acids. Gene Ontology annotation, biological process: COPI coating of Golgi vesicle. Gene Ontology annotation, molecular function: GTPase activator activity. The transcript is spliced from 6 exons. NCBI's taxonomy places the organism in Eukaryota, Fungi, Ascomycota, Eurotiomycetes, Eurotiales, Thermoascaceae.
UAUUAUUACUUCAAUCUCCCUUUUCUCAAAGCGCUCCACAACUCCGGCCGGCGGCGAUAAUUGCGAUAUUUAUUAUUUGCCUCGGAAGUUGAGGCGCUAACCCCAUAUUGGCAAUCACCAAACCGCAAAAAGCCACAAAUUGCCGAUCCGGGAAUCUGCAAAUCCCACUUGGGACAGGCGGGAGCAUCCUCCAUCUCCGACCACGUUCCCUCCCGACUUCCUGGAAGCGUGUCCCCGAGAGAGCCAUACACUCCAAGUUUCCCCCUCGGAGACUCCCUCGACAGCUUCUUUCUCUCCUCGAUUCUUAGAUUCUCUUGGCGCACACGUCUCAUCAUCCACUCACCCAUCAUGAGUGCCACCAAGGCGCAGUCGCAGAAGAUCUUCGAGAAACUGAAGACAAAGCCCGCCAACAAAAUAUGCUUUGACUGUGGCGCGAAGAACCCGACGUGGUCGUCUGUCCCCUUUGGAAUAUAUCUCUGCCUGGACUGUUCGGCAAACCAUCGUAACUUGGGUGUCCACAUCUCGUUUGUCCGAUCCACCAACCUUGACCAAUGGCAAUGGGAACAGCUACGCCUCAUGAAAGUUGGUGGAAAUGAAUCCGCCACCAAAUACUUCCAGUCGCAUGGUGGUUCCGCUGCGCUCGCAAGCAAGGACUCCAAAGUGAAGUACACCUCCAGCGCGGCGACCAAGUACAAGGAAGAGUUGAAGAGAAGGGCCGUUCUGGAUGCGCAAGAGUACCCAAAUGAAGUUGUGAUCACGGACGUCGCGGCCGCUAGCGAGGUGUCAUCGAAAGACGGUGCUGAUGACGACGAUUUCUUCUCCUCGUGGGAUAAGCCUGCCAUCAAGAGACCCAGCAAUCCUCCCUCCCGAACAGGCACUCCGCCAGUCGUCAGUCGGACCUCGUCUCCUUUCCUCACCACCGGUGCCAACGGUAAUGGUUCGCGGCCGAAAUCUCCCCUGACAGGCUCAGACAGUGCUUUGCCUCCCCCGACCGCAGUUAAGACGGGAUCUGCCAUUCGGAAAGCACCUUCCUCUGCUGGCGCGAAGAAAGGAAGUGUUCUCGGUGCCAAGAAGACCCAGAAACUGGGAGCAAAGAAGAUUGUGGGCGCUGAUGCGAUUGAUUUCGAGGAGGCUGAAAGAAAGGCAAAGGAGGAAGCUGAGCGGAUCGAGAAGCUUGGCUACGAUCCAGAAGCUGAACAGGCGGAAGCUGAGGCAAAGACAAAGGCAGCAGCCCCAGCUGCGAAGCUGGCUUCUCCUGCCCCGGUCAGCCCUAGUAGAAGCGUCAGUUCGGCUAGCAGGAGUCAUGAGCGCAGCGCAAGCGAGGUGGAGCGCCUCGGUAUGGGCAUGUCACGUUUGGGUUUUGGACAAGUGAGCGCGAAAGCCGCUCCAAAGAAGCCAGGCUUUGGUGCCGUUGCCCCGGCUAAGUCUCCGGUUGAUGAGGAGGAACUGGAAGCUACCCGUGCCAAGUUCGGCAACCAGAAGGGUAUCUCCUCUGACGAGUUCUUUGGACGGGAGAAGUUCGACCCGGCUGCCCAGGCUGAAGCCAAGUCCCGUCUCCAGAACUUCGAGGGCGCCACGGCUAUCUCCAGCAAUGCGUACUUCGGCCGACCCGAAGACGAUCUCCCCGCUGUGGAUGACUAUGGCGAUCUGGAGACUGCGGCGAAAGACUUCGUUCGACGAUUCGGUAUGACCGCCGGCGACGAUCUUGAGAAUCUGACGCAGGUUCUCGGUGAAGGUGCAAGUAGGUUACAAGGGGCCAUCCGCAACUACCUCAACAGCUAAACGACUUCGCUACCGGUUUCGACGACAACGACAAGAUCUCUUUUCUACGUACGAGCAUAUGCGCUCCAUGGCGCCAGCCAAUUCUACAUAUCAUUCUUCUCGUCUUAUGCAU